ACAUUUUCUUUCACAGUUUCUUUCACAUUUUCCUCUGAUUUCUCUUCCUUUUGAUUUGUUUUCUCUUUCUUUAUUUGCUUCUUUUUCCCUUUCUUAAUUUCUUGCGACAUUUUCCAAUAUGUUCAAGAAACUUACUGUAACGACAUUUUACUGGAAGCCCACACGCAUGUCAUACGAAAAAUCAACAUUCUGUUUUACACUAUACAUCAUAAUCUACAAUUCACACAUACUAGAUAUCAAUGACCUAGCAUUUCAGAAAGUAUUAAUGAAAUAAUAAAUAGUGAUAUUUAAAAUACAAAUGAACAUUCAUGGGUAAUUCAAAUAACAUCGAUUCAAAUAAUAUAAUAUGAAAAUAUGGAUUUCUGACACUGAGCAAUCGUCGUGACUCCUGUCGCGAAUUGAAAAGCUUGGCUGACACGUACAAAACCUGGCCGAAAUUUCAACGGCUUUCAACGGCGACUAAGGAAUGAAUUCGAGGGGAUUGGCGUUCGAAGAACCUCCGGUAGUUCAAGUUUCAGUUAGUACCCGUAACCAUGACUACACAGCAAAGCAUGGCCGCUCGAUUAACAGUUUGCAAGCGAACGUUGCGCAGAAAGGUACAUAAUCAAGUACGUGGAAUGCUGGCGAUUCACGACGCGAUCAACUCUUGAAUUAGUAUAAUGUACAGGCAGGAUCUUGGUAGUCGAGCCAGCUGAGGAGCUGAAGGACUUGCAAAUAUCCCGAAGCGGCUCACACCGAUGAAGAUGAACCGAUACAUAACGUUGAACCAGCUGGGCGACGGAACGUUUGGUUCCGUCGUUCUUGGCGAACGCAUCGAUACGGGGGAGAAAGUAGCCAUAAAAAGGAUGAAGAGGAAGUACUAUUCCUGGGAGGAGGCUAUGAACCUGCGAGAAGUUAAAUCGUUGAAGAAACUCAGCCACGCGAACGUGGUGAAGCUGAAAGAAGUGAUACGGGAGAACGAUGUACUUUACUUCGUCUUCGAGUACAUGAAGGAAAAUCUAUACCAAUUGAUGAAGGACAGGGACAAAUUGUUUCCGGAACCAGUGAUCAGAAAUAUAGUUUACCAAGUGCUGCAGGGGCUAGCCUUUAUGCAUAAACACGGGUUCUUCCAUCGCGACAUGAAACCAGAAAAUUUAUUAUGCAUGGGACCGGAACUGGUGAAGAUCGCCGAUUUCGGGCUGGCUAGGGAAAUUCGAUCGAGGCCACCCUACACGGACUACGUAUCCACGCGAUGGUAUAGAGCGCCAGAAGUAUUGCUCCACUCGACUACUUAUAAUAGCCCAAUCGACAUUUGGGCAGUGGGCUGUAUCAUGGCUGAAUUGUACACAUUUCGACCGUUAUUCCCCGGUAAAAGUGAAAUCGACGAGAUCUUUAAAAUUUGCUCCGUAAUCGGCACGCCUGAGAAGGACGAUUGGCCGGAAGGGUACCAAUUAGCUGCGGCUAUGAACUUUAAGUUUCCAAACUUCACACGCACGUCUCUGAAUGUUCUGAUACCAAAUGCCAGCCAGGAAGCGGUGAUAUUCAUGGAAGAUAUGUUGCAGUGGAAUCCUAUAAAGAGGCCUACAGCACAGCAGUCACUGAGGUAUCCCUAUUUUCAAGUCAAUGCUCCACGCCUGAUCAACAGUAAAAAGAUUGGUGUUGCAUCCCAUCGUGAUGUGAUACUAAAUAAAGUGAACCUUCCACCACCAGUAGAGAUCAGAGCUCAAGAAAAAAUGCAGUCUCAGCAACAACAACAACAGCAACAAUCGAUGUUACCAUUGCUGAAUCACAACAAUUAUGUUCGCGAAAAUAAUGCCCCUAAAUGGGAUGAGGAUGAUUUUGCUGAACUUCUGGGAAGCAAGAUCGUUCCCGAGAACGUGAAUGUAAAGCUUGCCCCAGAUCGAGUGUACAAAGAGAACCGUGCCAAUUGGAACGCCAAUUAUUUGCCAGAGAGUCUAACGCAAACCAACUGGACGUUACCGGCAUGGAAUGAACCAGCUGCUAUAAACUGGGAUCAAUCACAGUCUAGUCUGAAGAAUGGCAGAAAAGUGUCUGCAAAACAACACUACCUCAACGUGGCCCGGUACGUCGCUGGGCCCAGUACAAGCCUGUCGUCAAGAAAUGGUGAUUCUGACUCAAGCCGACCUAAGUUAAUAAGAAAUUUGGUUGCUCAACCCCUAGAGAAGUAUGAGCAAUUCACAGACUCUUUUUGGGUGCCCAGGAAUUCCAUUGAGAAUCAACCGAAACAGUAUUACCUUCCAAGAAAUCGUUACAUUACGGAUCAAACUUUGAGAUUGCCGUAUCCCAGUGUUUAUGGUACACAAAAUAUCAAAACCACAAACAAAGGAACACUUCAACCAGGAAUAUACGGAAAUGCGGUAAACGCAAAAGGUAACUUCAACUGUGAUAGAAUAAUAUUUGUCAUUUCAUUGCAUCAUAAAAGAGAUUUAAGUAAACGACACAAUGCUCUAAAUAUAGAAUUUUCAGGAAUGUAAUCACUUUAUUGAGUUUACUUUUUCAAGCUUUACAAGUGAUCACAUUUUCAGAUGAAACACUGUGGUAUUAUUUGUCGAGCAACCAAUAUUUUAGUAAUAUUUACUACUAUUCUUUUCUUUUUGAGUUGUCUAUUUGAUAUAAUGAAAAUUUUAUAAAAGCCAAUAACGACUAAACAAUAAUGAUUAAGAGUGUACUAUUUGAUUUAUAAAAAAUAUAGUAGUUGGAUAAGGUAUAUUAAAGGAAAUAUUAUAUGUAUAUACAUAUUUAUUAUUUGUACAUAUUAAUUAAUUGCGAUAUGGAGUAGUUUUUGAUACACAAAUGAUUAAUCUAAUUAAACAAUUACAACUACUCUUGUAUUCGUCAUUGAUUACAAUAUUUUCCUUGAAUACAUAUCAAGGAUUGUUCAGAAACUUACUCCAUAACGCAUCUGAUACAACGUUUGAAGAAAGGACACUAUGAUGAAAAAUAUGAUAUAAAAUGAAAUCAUUUUUCAUAUUUCCUACACAUAAUCUGUAAGAAGCAUUCUUAUAACUGUACAUUCAUAAUCAUAUACCUCACUCAUUUCAUUUGACUACCGUUUCUUUAGUCGUCUUAUAAACGAACUUCUUAACAUGUUUUUUUUGUAAUGGGUAUCACCCUUGGAAUAUUUUUUUUUAUAUAGUUUUGAUAGAUAUAUUUUGGAACUUAUACGUUUACAGUGUAAGUUAAAAAGUAAUAAAAAAUAUGCUGCUAUCGCAUAAGAAAUGACGAGAAAAAUAUCUCUCCCUACGACGCAUUUGUAAAUUUGAAUAAUUUCAUAAAAAUAUUUCAUCAAAGGAACAUGUCAUAAAAAAUUCAUUUAAAAAUUAUUAUUCACUCGCGAAAAUUUGUACACAUUAUAUCCCUGUCUCCAA
This is a messenger RNA of Nomia melanderi (Alkali bee), 3368 nucleotides long. NCBI's taxonomy places the organism in Eukaryota, Metazoa, Arthropoda, Insecta, Hymenoptera, Halictidae. The record is from RefSeq and is a predicted model, not a curated record.